This is a messenger RNA of Amaranthus tricolor (Joseph's coat), 546 nucleotides long. RefSeq lists its product as uncharacterized. The record is from RefSeq and is a predicted model, not a curated record. Gene Ontology annotation, molecular function: nucleic acid binding. The transcript has a single exon. NCBI's taxonomy places the organism in Eukaryota, Viridiplantae, Streptophyta, Magnoliopsida, Caryophyllales, Amaranthaceae. The coding region runs from base 1 to 546 and encodes 181 amino acids.
AUGGUGCAAAAGUCUCGGAAAAAUUGGUCUGAGAAGCUCGAUGAUGCCCUAUGGGCUUAUAGAACGGCUUUCAAAACUCCAAUUGGGACUACACCUUUCCGUUUGGUCAAUGGGAAGCACUGUCAUCUUCUCGUGGAGCUUGAACACACGGCUCAUUGGGCAGUUAGAGCUCUCAACUUUGAUCUUAAGAGUGCGGGUGAGAAAAGACUUUUGGACCUUAAUGAGAUUGACGAGAUCCGCCUAAAUGCUUUGGAAAGUAUUGUGCUCUCAAAAGAGAAAACUAAGAAGUGGCACGAUCAACGCAUCACUAGGCGAGAGUUCAACAUUGGUGAGAAAGUGCUAGUCUUCAAUUCUCGCCUUAAGUUCUUCCUCGGUAAGCUAAAGUCUAGGUGGCUCGGACCGUAUACCAUUACUCAAGUGUUCCCUUACGGGUCACUUGAAGUAACUAGAGCGAAUGGAUCAUUUAAGGUCAAUGGUCAUCAGGUGAAGCACUACUUUGUUAGUGAGCCUCUUGGUGAGGAGGAGAUCAUGAUAUUUGAGACCUAG